AUGCUGAGAGUCCUGUCUGCAGCGCUGGUGGUAGCAGCAGUCGUAGCGCUGCCGCGGUUUCCACUGCUGCCCUGCUGCCAGAGACCAAGGGCUUCUACAGUUGCCUUAAGCACCAACCCCACUCUCUCCAUUGCUCAACCCCGUAUGCAUCACGAUCACUCCACAUCACUCCACAUCCCUCCACCAUCACCAUCACCAUCACCAUCACCAUCAUCCCUCCCAGUAAAGGCGUUCCUCUUCCUCUCCCUGCUCAGUUUCGCUACAACCUCCUUUAACGAGGUCUUUCCUCUCUGGAGCCUCACUGAUUGGAGGUUCGGAGGGCUCAGCUUCGGCACGAACCAAGUUGCCAUGGCCCAAACCAGUGCUGGAAUAUGCUCGGUGAUUUUCCAGCUGUAUGUGUACGCACCUCUUGUCAACAGAGUGGGUGCUCGGGGAGCUGUUCAGGUGGCGCUGUCAGUCGGCUUUAUUAUAGUCACAUGGCUUCCCUUCAUCCGCAUCUUCGGCCAUGGCACUGGCGCCACUGUGAUUGCUGCUUGUGUCUCCCUUGCCCUGCGAAGUUUUGCGCAGUGUGUGUUCACAUCGGGUUUUCUUCAUCAACAACAGCAUCACGGAUCCAGCUCUGAUUGGCGCUGUCACAGGGAUCACUCAAUCCAUCAAUCUCUUUUUCAGAGCAAUGGCACCUGCUGCUGGUGCUUCCGUGUUUGCAUGGAGCAUCAGUGCGAUGCGAGGAAUGGCGAAGCGCCGAAAGAGCCGGAAGCGGUGGUGCCGCCAACGGUCAAGUUCAUCAUCGGCAACGAGUUCUGCGAGCGAUUCUCCUUCUACGGCAUGCGCGCGAUCCUCGCACUGUACCUGAACGAGAGACUAAAGCUGUCGCAGGCGACGGCGACGGAGAUGGUGCAUCUCUUCAUCGUCGCCGCGUACCUCGCUCCCUUGUUUGGCGCCUUCAUCAGCGAUAGCUACCUGGGCAAGUACCGGACAAUCCUGUACCUCUCCUUCAUCUACUGCGCCGGCAACUGGCUCGUCGCCUUCUCCGCACUCCACGCCACGCCUUCCGCCGCGCUGCCGUGGGCCGUCGCGGGGCUGACGUGCCUCGCGCUGGGCAGCGGCGGCAUCAAGCCGUGCGUGUCGUCGUUCGGCGGCGAUCAGAUCGAGAUGACCAACCCUCCCGGCGCGGCUCGGGACCGCGUGGUUCGGCAGUUCUUCUCGUACUUCUACUUCGCGAUUAACGUCGGGUCCGGGAUCUCCACGAUCGUCACGCCGCUGGUGCGCGUCAAUAUGUCGUAUAGCGCCGCGUUCGCGCUGCCGGCCGUGCUGAUGAUGGUUGCCACGUGUCUCUUCUGGCUCGGCAGCGGGAGCUACGUGCACCAGCCGCCCGCGGGGAACGUGGUAUCGGAGGUCCUCUCUAUAAUCAUCUCCGCUUUAUGGCCGGGGAAGGCGCGGCGGAAAUCGUACCCCACCCUUACCAUGCCCAUGCCCGUGCCAAUCCCGGAACGCCACGCCAGCUGCGCUGACGUGGACAGCUCCCCCCUCCUCUCCAGCAGCCCUGCGUCGUUCGGCGCGGGCAGGGGAAGCAGCUUCCAGCCGGGAAGCCCGCUGCAAGGUGGCCAAUCAGAAUCAUUUCAGACUCAGCCUCAGACUCAGCAGAGGAAGGGCAGCCAGCCAACGCUGCAGAAGAAGCUGUCGAAGCGGGGCAGCAAGCGGGCCAUAGUGCCCUUGGGAUUCGUUCCGAAGGCGCACUGGCUGGACCCCGCUAAGGCGACGCACGGGGAGGAGGCGGUGGAGGAUGUGAAGCUGCUGCUGCGCGUGCUGGCGCUGUUCGCGCCCGUGCCCAUCUUCUGGUCGCUCUUCGACCAGCAGGCCAGCCGAUGGGUUUUCCAGGCGGAGCGCAUGGACGGGCAUUUCUGGGGGAUCACAGUGGAGCCGGAUCAGAUGCAGACCAUGAAUGCAGCGCUCAUUCUGGUGAUGAUACCGCUGUUCGAUCAAGUAAUCUACCCUAUGUGCGAGCUCCUGGGAGUGUCCAUCCGCCCCAUCCGCCGCAUGGCCACCGGCAUGACCCUCGGCGCCCUCAGCUUCGCCCUCUCUGGCCUCCUCCAGAUCUGGAUCGACGCUCGGGCCAGGUCUGGCUCGCCGAGCCUGCUUCUAGGCUCGGCAGUGACUGCUGCUGCUGCUGCAGCUGGAAGUGCAGGCGCAGGGGAAGGGGCUGGGAGGGUGUUAAUGGGCAUGAUUGGGGGUAACAUGACAGCAGGUGUUAGCAGCCUUGGCAGCAUGAGCAUGAGUGGUAUGAGUAGCAACAUGAGCAUGAGCAACAUGAGCAGUAUAGCCGGGGGGGGAAUUGUGUCUGGUCCUAUGAUGGACGGAUGGGGCGGCGAUAUGGUGGCAGUGGGAGGAGCAGCAGCUGUUAACACACUGGGAGGCCUAGCAGCCGCAGCAGCAGCGGGGGUAGCAAGCAACAGCAGCAGGCACGUGCUGCAGGCAUGCGGGGACCCAGGCAGCCCGCCAUGUGUGUCGCUGGCAUGGCAGGUGCCACAGUAUGUGAUCAUGACGGCCGGGGAGAUCCUCUUCAGCAUCACGGGCCUUGAGCUCGCUUACUCCCAGGCGCCUGCUAGUAUGACAGCUGUUGUCACUGCCUUCUGGUGCCUCACCGUCGCUGGAGGCAAUCUGUUCACGGCGGUGGUGGUCGGGACUAUCGGCCCGCUUCUCACUCAAACCCAGGAGUUUUUCUUCUUCACCAUCAUGUGCCUCAUCUCCACCGCACUGUUACUCUACGUUGGCAAGGGUUUCAUCUAUGUAGAGAGUUGCCAGGACCUGGAACAGCCUGACCCUUUUUCGCAGAGUGGUGCUGGUGGGUUUGGUGCGGUUGGUGGGAGUGGUGAGGGGCACAGUGCCCCAGUGGCUGUGCCUGGUGGGUCGGGUGCGCGGCACGAUGCGCUGUUUGAUAUUGAAGGGGCGGGGAGUGUAAAUUCGCCGCCUGCUUCGUACACUGACACGCCUACUGUCCUGCUCAACAGCACAGAAGUCAAAAUGUCGGAAGAGACGCAGAGCCUGACAGGAGCAGUCGGUUUGGCGACGAAAACAGGCGGAUGGAUAAAGAAAGAGGAAGUGAAGAAGGCGGUUUCAAGCUAUGAGAACUACCACGAGAGCUUUGGAGGGAGCGACAGCGCGCGCAAGUCAAACUAUACGGACAUGGUGAACAAGUACUACGAUCUGGUAACCAGCUUCUACGAAUACGGCUGGGGCGAGUCGUUCCACUUCGCUCACCGCAUGAGGGGCGAGACGCUACGGGAGAGCAUCAAGCGUCACGAGCACUUCCUGGCACUGCGGCUAGGACUGGGCCCUGGCAUGAAGGUGUUGGAUGUGGGGUGCGGCAUCGGAGGGCCGUUGAGAGAGAUCGCUUUAUUCAGCGGCGCCACGGUGACAGGGCUCAACAACAACGAGUACCAGAUCUCCCGCGGCAAGGUGCUCAACAGGCGUCACCGAGCACUGGAGUCAUGCGGGUUCAUAAAGGCGGACUUCAUGAGCAUCCCCGUGCCUGAUGCCUCCUUUGAUGCCGUCUACGCCAUCGAAGCCACCUGCCACGCGCCUGACGCCGUGGGGUGCUACAGCGAGGUGAAGCGAGUGCUGAAGCCAGGGCAGUGCUUUGCGGCAUAUGAGUGGUGCCUCACAGACGCAUACGACCCCAACAACCCCCAGCACCAGGAGGUCAAGAGGGAGGUGGAGCUGGGCAACGGGCUGCCAGACAUCCGCACCACGGCGCAGGUCCGCCAGGCGCUGCUGGACGGCGGAUUUGAGCUGCUGGAGGCGGCGGACCUAACGGAGACAGCGGAGGUGGCGUGGCACAAGCCGCUGGACCCCAGCUACUUCUCGCUCUCGCAGUUCAAGCUCACCCGCCUUGGCCGCUUCCUCACCACCACCCUUGUGCAAGUGCUGGAGAGGCUGCGGAUUGCGCCAGCUGGCAGCUACCGCGUGCAGAAGUUUCUGGAGAGAGGGGCUGACGCGCUCGUGGAGGGCGGCAAGAGAGAGAUAUUCACACCCAUGUAUUUCUUCCUUGCUCGCAAGCCCCUGUAA
Messenger RNA from Closterium sp. Yama58-4, 4065 nucleotides. Lineage: Eukaryota; Viridiplantae; Streptophyta; Zygnematophyceae; Desmidiales; Closteriaceae. The record is from the annotation of a GenBank genome assembly.